AUGCCUUCACCCUUCUCUUUGAUUUUCGCCAUGCUCGAUAACCGCUGUAUAAUGCCGCAUUCCGGUGACUGGCCAGAUACUUCGGGGAAUAGGUGCGGCGAGGCGAAAAAGAAUGUCGCAUCAUGGCGAUCUGGAACAAGAGCCAAGUGA
Messenger RNA from Pyrenophora tritici-repentis Pt-1C-BFP, 150 nucleotides. Lineage: Eukaryota; Fungi; Ascomycota; Dothideomycetes; Pleosporales; Pleosporaceae. The record is from RefSeq and is a predicted model, not a curated record.